This is a messenger RNA of Postia placenta MAD-698-R-SB12, 657 nucleotides long. RefSeq lists its product as hypothetical. The transcript is spliced from 2 exons. The coding region runs from base 1 to 657 and encodes 218 amino acids. NCBI's taxonomy places the organism in Eukaryota, Fungi, Basidiomycota, Agaricomycetes, Polyporales, Adustoporiaceae. The record is from RefSeq and is a predicted model, not a curated record.
AUGUCGCCAAAUGACUCUUUCGAGCCCAAAUACUUUCGUCUGAAUGGAGACACAGACCUCCCGCGUCCCGCCGCCAUGCAGACACGCGCCGCAUACAAGCCGCGCACAUCGGAAAGACGUCGCGGGCGCACCGGCUGUUGCUCCGAGCCCAUAGUACUUGCUCUCGGCUUCGCAGGAGCCUUACUCGCUGUGGUAAUUGUGGGUUUGUCCUGCAUCGGAGCCUUCUUUGCGUUUCUGUGUUCGGGUACUGGCCUCCUGAUCCUGCGGCACGCAGAGGGCUACGCGCACGCCCAUAUCAAGACGAUCUUCAUCGCGAGCGCCACAGGCGGCGCUGUUUUGAUUCUCGUCGUGGGCUUCCUCGUCGGGGUCGUCAUUCUGAUCGUACACUGGUUGCGGGAGGGGGUCUCUGGAGCGGCUGCCCUGGAUUGGACAAUCGUCGGCCUAGUCAAAUCCGCACUCGUCGGGGUCUGCGGACAAGUGGUUGGAAACUACGUCCUGCAGGGAAGAUUGCCAGGAGAGCUGGACCUGCACCUCACGCUCAAACUGGAUGGUGUCGGUUACUUACUGGUUAUGCUCGGCGCGGCGGCACGUGGCGGCGUGGCGCGGUGGGGAUACGUCCAAUGCUGUGCGUCUGACGGCAAUUCGAGCGACUGCUAG